Messenger RNA from Ceratotherium simum simum (southern white rhinoceros), 5196 nucleotides. It is a transcript of the gene ADCY9, whose product is annotated as adenylate cyclase 9. The record is from RefSeq and is a predicted model, not a curated record. Gene Ontology annotation, biological process: adenylate cyclase-activating G protein-coupled receptor signaling pathway; cyclic nucleotide biosynthetic process; intracellular signal transduction. Gene Ontology annotation, molecular function: adenylate cyclase activity. Lineage: Eukaryota; Metazoa; Chordata; Mammalia; Perissodactyla; Rhinocerotidae. Gene Ontology annotation, cellular component: plasma membrane.
UGACGCAGAGGCGCCGCUCCGCGCGGCAUGAGGGGCCGGCCGCCGCCGCCGCCGCCGGGAGAGCCGUGUGUGCGAGAGCGGCGGGCUGUGUGAGAGCUCGGCUGCACUUCCCUCCGGAGCCGCGGCGGGCGGAGCAGGUCCCAGGGACCCCGGCCGGGGAGACUCCGAGCGCUCGGCAACAUGGCUUCCCCGCCCCACCAGCAGCUGCUGCAGCACCACAGCACCGAGGUGAGUUGUGACUCCAGCGGAGACAGCAACAGCGUGAGGGUCAAAAUCAACCCCAAGCAGCUGUCCUCCAACAGCCACCCCAAACACUGCAAGUACAGCAUCUCCUCCAGCUGUAGCAGCUCCGGAGACUCAGCGGGGGUCCCCCGGAGAGUGGGCCCCGGAGGCCGCCUGCGCAGGCAGAAGAAGCUGCCCCAGCUGUUCGAGAGGGCCUCCAGCCGGUGGUGGGACCCCAAGUUCGACUCUGUGAACCUGGAGGAGGCUUGCAUGGAGCGCUGCUUCCCGCAGACCCAGCGCCGCUUCCGGUAUGCGCUCUUCUACAUUGGUUUUGCCUGCCUUCUCUGGAGCAUCUAUUUUGGGGUCCACAUGAGAUCCAAACUGAUUGUCAUGGUAGCCCCUGCUCUGUGCUUCCUCGUGGUGUGUGUGGGCUUUUUUCUCUUUACCUUCACCAAGCUGUAUGCCAGGCAUUACGUGUGGACCUCGCUGCUUCUCACCCUCCUGGUGUUCGCCCUGACCCUGGCUGCCCAGUUUCAGGUUUUGACGCCUCUCUCAGGACGUGUUGACAGCUCCAAUCAUACUCUCGCAGCCAAGCCCACAGACACUUGCUUAUCUCAAGUGGGGAGCUUUUCCAUGUGCAUCGAAGUGCUCUUUUUGCUUUACACCAUCAUGCACUUACCUUUGUACUUGAGCUUGUUUUUGGGAGUAGCCUAUUCUGUUCUUUUUGAGACCUUUGGCUAUUAUUUCCGAGAUGAAUACUGUUUCCCCUCACCUGGAGCAGGGGCCCUGCACUGGGAGCUGCUGAGCCGAGCCCUGCUCCACGUCUGCAUUCACGCCAUCGGGAUCCACCUAUUCAUCAUGUCCCAGGUGAGAUCCAGGAGCACCUUCCUCAAGGUGGGACAGUCAAUUAUGCACGGAAAGGAUCUGGAAGUGGAAAAAGCCCUGAAAGAGAGGAUGAUUCAUUCUGUGAUGCCGAGAAUCAUAGCUGAUGACUUGAUGAAACAGGGGGAUGAGGAGAGCGAGAAUUCUGUCAAAAGACAUGCCACCUCCAGCCCUAAGAACAGGAAGAAAAAGUCUUCCAUACAGAAAGCCCCUAUUGCAUUCCGCCCAUUUAAGAUGCAGCAGAUCGAAGAAGUCAGUAUUUUAUUUGCAGAUAUCGUGGGCUUCACCAAGAUGAGUGCCAACAAGUCUGCUCACGCCCUGGUGGGUCUCCUCAAUGAUCUGUUUGGUCGCUUUGACCAGUUGUGCGAAGAGACCAAGUGUGAGAAAAUCAGCACCCUGGGAGACUGCUACUAUUGUGUGGCAGGGUGCCCCGAGCCCCGGGCUGACCAUGCCUACUGCUGCAUCGAGAUGGGCUUGGGCAUGAUAAGAGCCAUCGAGCAGUUCUGCCAGGAGAAGAAGGAGAUGGUGAACAUGCGCGUCGGGGUUCACACAGGGACUGUCUUGUGUGGCAUUUUGGGCAUGAGGAGGUUUAAAUUCGACGUGUGGUCCAAUGAUGUGAACUUGGCCAAUCUCAUGGAGCAGCUGGGAGUGGCUGGCAAGGUUCACAUUUCUGAGGCCACCGCAAAAUACCUAGAUGAUCGGUACGAAAUGGAAGAUGGGAGAGUUACUGAACGCCUUGGCCAGAGUGUUGUUGCUGACCAGUUGAAAGGUUUGAAGACAUACCUGAUAGCGGGUCAGAGAGCGAAGGAGUCUCAUUGCAGCUGUUCAGAGGCCUUGCUUUCUGGCUUUGAGGUCAUUGACGGCUCACGGGUGUCCUCGGGCCCUAGGGGACAGGGGACAGCAUCGCCAGGGAGUGUCAGUGACUUGGCGCAGACUGUCAAAACCUUUGAUACCCUUAAGACCUGCCCUUCAUGCGGAAUCACGUUUCUUCCCAAAUCGGAAGCUGGUGCAGAAGGAGGAGCUGUGCAAAAUGGCUGUCAAGAGGAGCAUAAAAACAGCACCAAGGCUUCUGGAGGACCUAACUCCAAAACGCAAAAUGGACUUCUGAGCCCUCCGCAGGAGGAGAAGCUCACCAACAGUCAGACCUCCCUGUGUGAGAUGUUACAGGAGAAGGGAAGGUGGACAGGUGUGAGCUUGGACCAGUCAGCUCUCCUUCCACUGAGAUUCAAGAACAUCCGGGAGAAAACAGAUGCCCAUUUUGUUGAUGUUAUCAAAGAGGACAGCCUGAUGAAAGAUUAUUUUUUUAAGCCACCCAUUAAUCAGUUCAGCUUGAACUUCCUGGAUCAGGAGCUAGAGCGAGCCUACAGGACCAGCUAUCAAGAAGAGGUUAUAAAGAAUUCUCCUGUGAAGACUUUCGCCUGUGCCACCUUCAGCUCCCUCCUGGAUGUGUUUCUGUCCACGACAGUGUUUCUGAUUCUCUCCAUCACCUGCUUCCUGAAGUACGGGGCCACUGCCACGCCUCCCCCGCCGGCCGCCCUGGCUGUCUUCAGCGCGGCCCUGCUGCUGGAGGUGCUGUCCCUCGUGGUCUCCGUCAGGAUGGUGUUUUUCCUGGAGGAUGUGAUGGCUUGUACCAAGCGCCUGCUGGAGUGGAUAGCUGGGUGGCUUCCGCGCCAUUUCAUCGGCGCCAUCCUGGUGUCCCUCCCCGCUCUCGCAGUGUAUUCACACGUCACCUCCGAAUUUGAGACAAACAUACAUUUCACUGUGUUCAUGGGCUCAGCUGUCCCCAUCACUGUCGUGCACUACUGUAACUUCUGCCAGCUCAGCUCCUGGAUGAGGUCCUCCUUAGCUACCGUCGUUGGGGCCGGGCCCCUGCUACUGCUCUACAUCUCCCUGUGCCCGGACAGUUCCAUGGUAAUUUCACACCUUGAUGCAGUGCAGAAUUUCAGUUCCCAGAGGCAUCCGUGCAAUAGUUCCUUGCUGCAUGACAGCAGGAGACCAGCCAGCCUGAUUGGCCAAGAGGCGAUUCUUGUCUUCUUUCUCCUGCUCUUGUUGGUCUGGUUCCUGAACCGAGAAUUCGAAGUCAGCUACCGCCUUCACUACCACGGGGGCGUGGAGGCAGACCUACACCGCACCAAGAUCCAGAGCAUGAGGGACCAAGCCGACUGGCUGCUGAGAAACAUCAUCCCCUACCACGUGGCUGAGCAGCUGAAGGUUUCCCAGACCUACUCCAAGAACCACGACAGCGGAGGAGUCAUCUUCGCCAGUAUCGUCAACUUCAGUGAGUUCUACGAGGAGAACUAUGAGGGAGGCAAGGAGUGCUACCGGGUCCUCAACGAGCUGAUUGGGGACUUCGAUGAGCUCCUGAGCAAGCCGGAUUACAGCAGCAUCGAGAAGAUCAAGACCAUCGGAGCCACAUACAUGGCCGCGUCGGGGCUGAAUGCCACACGGUGCCAGGAUGGCAGCCACCCGCAAGAGCACCUGCAGAUCCUGUUUGAGUUUGCCAAGGAGAUGAUGCGUGUGGUGGAUGAUUUCAACAACAACAUGCUCUGGUUCAACUUCAAGCUCAGAGUUGGCUUCAACCAUGGGCCCCUCACGGCAGGGGUCAUUGGCACCACCAAGCUGCUGUACGACAUCUGGGGGGACACCGUCAACAUCGCCAGCAGGAUGGACACCACGGGGGUGGAGUGCCGCAUCCAGGUGAGCGAAGAGAGCUACCGCGUCCUGAGCAAGAUGGGCUACGACUUUGACUACAGAGGGACGGUCAACGUAAAGGGGAAAGGUCAGAUGAAGACCUACCUUUACCCAAAGUGCAUGGACAACGGGGUCGUGCCGCAGCACCAGCUGUCCAUCUCCCCAGACAUCCGAGUCCAGGUGGACGGCAGCAUCGGACGGUCUCCCACAGACGAGAUUGCCAACCUGGUGCCUUCUAUACAGAACUCAGACAAGACGUCUCUGGGUUCUGAUAACAAUACACAGGCCAAGGACACUCACCUGUCCUCUAAGAGACCCUGGAAAGAGCCUGUCAAAGCCGAAGAAAGGUGUCGAUUUGGCAAAGCCAUAGAGGAGAGCGACUGUGAAGAAAUGGGGAUGGAAGAAGCCAAUGAGCUCACCAAGCUCAACGUCUCCAAGAGUGUGUGACGCAGCGCCGCGCGCUGCCCGCGGUGCUCUGCUCCUCGAAACACAAUCAUAUCUGUAUUUGGCUGUUGUGUGCUCCAAGCACCACAGGUUCCAUCCCCGGACGUGGUGUCAUGUGGUCAUUGCAGCCCUAACAUCUGUGUGGAUCACAGUUAUUCAGGGUUCAUUUUCAUCCAUUUCUUUCCUUUUUCUCCCCUUGGUGUCACACUCGGCGUGGAGGAGAACAAGUGCCUUCAGGGGCUGGCCAUGGCCUCAGAGUCCAGGGACAGAGGCCACCAGUGGAGAUCAUGGCAUUGAGUAUUGUUGGACUUUUAAAACAAAAGCUGUGGUUAAGAUAUCAUGUUUAUUGCUUUUUCUCACGAGACACUUUUUUUUUGCUAAUACAAUAUUUUUGAGGUUUAUUUUUUCUGUAUACAUAAUAGUGUUUUCCAGUGACAUGACCUUUCUGUGUAAGCACAUACACGCACACACACUUGCAUUUAUGAAUCUGAGAUCAAGUGCCAGUAACUCCCUGGGAGGGGACGUUCGGGGGCGUGGGCUGAGAAUGGCAGUCCACAGUCAGCCAGGCCGCCCAGCCCCUUCCCACCUGCGCCUUCCAGAGCUCCUGGGCCUCGUGGGCUGUGGCCGCACCACUCCCCACACCUGGCGCCUUUAGGGCUUCCUCCACAUGCAGGCCAAGAGUCCAAAUGCUAACCGGUAACAAAGCUUGUGAACCAGGCCUCAGGUAUUUAAAAGCUGUUUUCCAUUCUGCCUCUGCACCGAGGAGUCUUCCAGCUGGGAGCAAAGGGGUUUGUCUUUGAAGCUGACUCGUCUGAGAGGGAAACUCAAAAUAAACGUCUGAGGGUUGCAUUAAUUUAUUUAUUUAUUUAUCAGGAAAUGUUUGUUUUGGGGAGGGGGUGCUGGGUCAUGCUGGUGAAGGGAAGUAGGCUCCGGGCUCUGCAGAGGGUACAGCAGAAG